AUGCUCAAAAUUGCCAGAUUGUCGAAGUGGAAACCGGCCAUUCCACUUGUCCGGACAUACGCCUCAAAGUACCCGGAUCAAAUUGUCCUUGAUGGCAAGACUUUCAAAACAGAUGCCUGGACCAACGUUCCUCCACUGAUUCUAGCAUUGACAGACCGUCAGCUCCACCAGAAUCCCGACCAUCCCAUCGGAAUUCUCCGAGACCUCAUCGAGACAAACUUCAAGGACCUCGGAUACACGUUCUACAACGACUUCCGUCCCACAGUUACCACGUUCCAGAAUUUCGAUGUUCUUGACUUUCCCCAGGACCACCCAGGAAGAUCCAAGCUGGACACCUACUACUUGAACGAAGACCACUUGUUGAGAACUCAUACUUCUGCUCACGAGCACGAGUGUUUCCAGACAUGCAAGACACCUGGAUAUUUCAUCACCGCCGAUGUUUACCGUAGAGAUGAAAUCGAUAGAACCCACUACCCAGCAUUCCACCAGAUGGAGGGUGCUCGGUUGUGGUCCAAGAACACCCCAGACUUGGAGAGGGUCCUUCAGGCAGACAUUGAUGCCAUUCCCCAAACUGAGAUCAUUGUUGAGGAUCCUUUCAGAGAGAACCCAGCCAAUGCAGAAAAUCCCAAACAGCCAUACAUGAACGACAACGAAGUUCGUCUCAUUGCUGUUCAUUUGAAGAAAACCGUUGAGUAUAUGGUCAAUUUGGUGUUCGAACGUGCUAGAGAGUCCGCAAUCCAGGCUGGCUCAACUGAGGAAUACUUGAACGAGCCUCUUAAAAUCAGAUGGGUCGAGGCAUACUUCCCAUGGACAUCACCUUCGUGGGAGAUUGAAGUAUGGUGGAAAGGUGAGUGGCUUGAGUGUUGCGGAUGUGGAGUAGUUCAACAGAAGGUUUUGCUUAACUCUGGACUUUCUGAAGACAAGUUAGGAUGGGCUUUUGGUAUUGGCUUGGACAGAAUUGCCAUGCUCCUCUUUGGUAUCCCUGACAUUCGUCUUUUCUGGUCUUUGGACGAACGUUUUGCCAGCCAAUUUAAAAGAGGAACUAUUUCGACGUUCCAACCAUACUCAAAGUAUCCAGGUAUUAAGAGAGACGUGAGUUACUGGUUGGCAAAUGACUCACCAUUGCAUACCAACGAUGUGAUGGAAAUCGUGCGUCAAUAUGGAGGCGAUCUUGUGGAAAGCGUUGUAAUUGUAGACGAGUUUGUGCAUCCUAAGACAGGCCGCAAGUCUCAGUGCUACCGUAUCCAUUACCAAUCAAUGGAGAGAAACUUGACGAACGAGGAGAUUAACGAGAUUCACAAGAAGGUGGAAGAUGACUUGGUUGGAAACUUUCAGGUUGAGAUCCGCUGA
Molecule: messenger RNA, 1350 nt
Organism: Sungouiella intermedia
Lineage: Eukaryota; Fungi; Ascomycota; Pichiomycetes; Serinales; Metschnikowiaceae
Source: the annotation of a GenBank genome assembly